GAGUACGUCCGCGAUAUUCCCGCGAUUAAAGUAAAUGUCAAUUAUUUUCUUAUAGUUUAUAUAGGACAUGUGCUAAACUUUUUUACUACAAUCAAGAUUCAACAAAUCGACAAUGCAUGCGCAUAGUUAACAAUUAACAUAUUGUCAUAUUAUUCAAUUGAACAUUUAACAUUAGUUUUGUGUUGACUUUACCUAUCAAUUCAAUUUAUACCUAUUGUAUUGGGUAAUUCACAUUAUUUCACUAAACUUGUGGUUACAAUGGCAUGUUUUAUUGGCAUGAUUUAAUAAAACUGCACUGUAAAUUAUACUUAAAGCAAUAUCAAUAAUGAGGCAUCAGAUGAAAAUUGAUAAAUAUUACUCAUUCAAAGCAUCAAAAUCGUUGAAAUUUGAGAAAAAUGAUUACUAUGGUAAUAACAAUAUAAAGACUGAAAUGGAAACUCCAAAAAAGAGGUCUAAUGCAAGUCUUCAAAUACCUUCUCCUUCUAAGACACCAAAACUAAAUAUAUCAGAUGUAAUUAAUUUAAGCAGUAGUGAUGAAGAAAGUCCAUUAUCAGAUGCUACUAUUGCUUAUACUCCAGAAGCACAAUCACCUAUAAAUCCAAGCUCUUCAGAAGGCUUUAUAAACACAAGAACAUUUAGUAUUAAAAAGGAAUCUUACCCAGAUACCAGCCAAUACACAGAACACAUUGAAUGUGUAGGUGAUCAAGCUAAAUCACCCACAAGUAGUACUUCUAGAACAACAAAAAAAUAUUUCUCACCAAAUAAAAAACGGAUUGUUACUAUUAGAUCACCUGGAAGAGCAAGAAAAAAUUUGACCAAAAUCAUUUCUGAAAGUAAUGAUAAUGAUUUAAUAGAAGCUUGUAGUGGUUACGAUGAUAAAACAAUAUUUGUCAUUAAAAUAAUCCAACAAUGUUUGAACAACAAAGAUUUAAAGUCAUUAUUGGAUGAAAAUUCACAAAAGGUACUUCAAAACUGCAUGAGUGUUCUUAAGCCAGGAUUACAUUUAGUAUGUAAACUUUAUUGGAGAAAAGAAGCUUGGUAUAGGCCAGAAAAAAUUGAGGAUGUUUUUAUAAAAGGCAACUACUCGGUUAACUUGAAACAAAUAUUGGACAGUUUAAUUCAAAAUGGAUUACUUCAGACAAAUGAUGCCAAUCGUGCAAAUGCAUUGAAUUUAGAUUUUUACUUUGAUACAUUAAAAGUGAAUGAAGUAAAAGAAAUAUGUAAGGAAUUCAAAAUAAAAUUUAAAAACAAGGAAGCAGCCAAAGUUUCAUUGGAAAAGUUUUGUAAUCAAAAAACUAUUGGUCAUUAUUUUGCCACAACAUCACAAACUAAUAAUCAAAGAGUUUUGGAAUCACUUCGCUUAAAGUGUGGUGAAUGCUUCAAACUUACAGAAAAUACUCGCAGAACACUGGACGAACUAUAUAUUUUAAUGUAUUUGGGGAUCGAUUGGAGUAUUUUAAAAGAAAAGAAUGUAGAACUGAUGCUCUUUAACAUUAAAAGCAAAAGUGAAACAUAUCCUGCUCAAGACAUAAACUUGAUUGAUAAUGCUAGUAUUGUUUUUAAGAAUAGGCGUGAGUUCAAGAGCUAUAUACAAGCAAGCGAAAUUUAUGAGGAAUUUCUGAAUACAAGUGAUACUUUAAUUCGCCGUAGUAUUAUUGAAAAGGUGUAUAAACAAUAUUUGGAAAUAAAGUCUGAAGAAAUGACAAGUUACAUAUCCUUACCAGUGUGGCUUCGUAAAUUCACACCUCCACACCUCUAUAUUAGAAUUCUAGAAAGUGGGUUGCCCGAUUUAAAAAAGCCGCUAGAGAAAGAAAAAUACUGCCAGUUAGCAGUGGACAUAUUGAGAAUGAUGGUAUCACAGGAUGCGUUUAGAUCGCAGAAGAAACCGGAGUGGUACGCUGAGAUGGCAUUGAUUUAUGAUAAAUGUUUAAAUAAUCCUGACAAGGCAGCAGAGAUUGUAUUGGAGGGCUUCAGUAAGUUAAAUGUACGUGAUUAUGAAAAGGAUUCUCUGCGUGUACGUGCACGUAUGUUAACGAACAGAGUAACGAACAAGCCCUUUGAUAGACUGGUCAUCGCGUUAACGGGGCACGCACUUCAGGAACCGGUGGAGAAGGAUAUUAAAGCGACACAUAUCAAUAAACAAGCUAUGGAAACUAUUGAUAAAGGAAAGAAAAAGUUUGAGUGUCGUUUACCUGAUAGCACUAUAGUAAUGGAAGCAGAAGAAUACUGCAGAAGAUAUUAUAUCGAAGAAAGAGAAUAUACGCAUGGUGAACACUGGGAAGGGACUAUAGCAACUACCAUAUUCACAUUGCUAUUUUGGGACAUAAUAUACGCGGAAUUGCGUGGGGUAAGGGGCAUUUUCAUUACGCCUUACCAAAAGUACCCAUUGGAUUUGUUCACCGAAAGCUUUUAUUUGAACAGGCAAUGUUUGAUUGAAGACAGGCUCAAUAAUAUGGAGAAAGCGAGUGUUGAGGAUCUGAUUCCUUCUAUGAAGAAAGUAUGGGAUACGAGGCCUGAAUGUGAGCUUUCAGACAUACAGCGUAAAAAAAUUAGUUGGGACAAAAUCGAGGCUGUGUGUAGAUGUCUGGGAAAUAGGUCUUUGGUAGUCAUUUGUCGGAGGCUUGCUUUGGACUAUAGAUACAAUCACAGCGGCUUCCCAGAUCUGACAAUGUGGAAUCCGCACACCAACCAGAUAACAUUUGUGGAAGUAAAGACGGAUUCGGACAAGCCGUCAAUAAAGCAAAUUCAAUGGAUGAGAUAUCUUCAAUGUAACAAUAUUAAUACAGAAUUUUGUUACAUCGGCACGAACACCACGAAAUCCAAAGCGCGAAAUGUCAAUAAUUUAUGUUAACCUUAGUUUGUUUUAUUCUUAUUCAAUUAUAUGUUUUGACUCUUAUACAAUAAUCGCCCUUAUAACAGGGUACUAUUAGAACGCGUUCAGUCCCUCGUAUAACACGGCUAUCGCGGGAAUUUCCUCAUGUAACAUGAGGAUUUCACACUUUAUAUUUAUAUGCUGUGACAUUUAUAAUGAUUUGUUCGCACAUAUUUCGUUCAUAAUAUGGAUUCUUUUGAUAUUCCAUUUAAAUACCAGAAAAGAUAAACGUGCAUUAUUUCUACAUAACGCGUUUCAUAUAAUAAUACUCCUACAACACGUAUAACGCGGAACUAAUGUACCGUGUUAUAGGGAUCCUCCCUAUACUAUAUACUUUCAUGUAAGAAUAUUAUCUUUAUUGUAUUGAAACGUCGAAUUAUGUAAUAAACUUGCGUAUGAAUUUUAUACUGGCAAUUUGAGGCUGAAAUAAGUGAAAUGAGAUGAAAGAAAAGCAUUUUAUUUCAUAUUAAAUUUAUUCUUUAAUUAUCUUAUCUCUUAGUUUUUUUGGUUUUGGCUGUGUUAUUGUUUUCAACUAUCUAGUCUUAAAAAAAAUUCGUUAUCAAAAAAGAAACGUAGUUUGGCAGUUUAAGUUCAAAUUACCAAUGUACUGACAUAAUAUUGUAAGGUGCUAUUAUAUUUAGUUAUUCGGUUUAAGUACAAUUUACGUAAGCACAAAUAUUACACAGAGUAUUAAACGCUAUGAAAAAAAGCCUGCAUCGUUUCUAUGAAAGUUUUUCCCUUAAGCGCCAGAAAUAUACACUAUAUUACGAUCGCAUUCAAUACUUUGUGAAAAUCAUAAGUCAUAUACUACAGGUAACAUUACUAUGGAAACGUUAUUUAUGUAAAAUAAAAUAAGAUCCGUCGUGACCUAAUCAGGUUUAUUGGAUCAUUUUAGACUUUUUAAGAGUUUACAUUUCUAUAGAAUUGUUAUUAGUAGUAAAUUUUCCUAAAUAAUAUAUUAAU
Molecule: messenger RNA, 3835 nt
Organism: Pieris brassicae (large cabbage white)
Lineage: Eukaryota; Metazoa; Arthropoda; Insecta; Lepidoptera; Pieridae
Product: fanconi-associated nuclease 1-like
Exons: 12
Coding region: 326-2851 (841 amino acids)
Biological process (GO): interstrand cross-link repair
Cellular component (GO): nucleus
Molecular function (GO): 5'-flap endonuclease activity; flap-structured DNA binding; 5'-3' exonuclease activity
Source: RefSeq, a predicted model, not a curated record